This is a messenger RNA of Cydia fagiglandana, 3395 nucleotides long. It is a transcript of the gene bigmax, whose product is annotated as max-like protein X. The transcript has 5 exons. Gene Ontology annotation, cellular component: nucleus. The record is from RefSeq and is a predicted model, not a curated record. Gene Ontology annotation, biological process: regulation of transcription by RNA polymerase II. Gene Ontology annotation, molecular function: RNA polymerase II cis-regulatory region sequence-specific DNA binding; protein dimerization activity; DNA-binding transcription factor activity, RNA polymerase II-specific. NCBI's taxonomy places the organism in Eukaryota, Metazoa, Arthropoda, Insecta, Lepidoptera, Tortricidae. The coding region runs from base 278 to 907 and encodes 209 amino acids.
CAAACAUUGACAUUUGGAUUCCAUUAUCACAUCACAUUUUAUUAUUUAUUAAUUGCGUAAUAAUUUGCACUAUUUGUGGUUAACUUGAACUGCGUCUAAUUAAAUAAUACUGAAUAAUUCAUAUAGACAUAGAGUACAAAACUUUGUCAAGUGUAAUGAAGUGCUAUUCAUGACACGAAGGUUAAAUUAGAAAGCUACAUGAUAAGUGAUAAUGGCUGUAAUGUAACUGUAAACAAUAUUAAUUCAUUACUGUUUUUAAGAGAAAUAGUCGUCGACCAUGUAUUCGAGGUGCGGUAGUAGUGGUUCUAUCCAGAACAUGCACCAGACGCCGUCGUCAUCCAAUCAUAAUUCAGACGAUGACGAUGACAGCGGCGACAACAAAGCUUCUGCGCUCAGUUUCAAGGAGAGAAGAAGAGAAGCCCACACUCAGGCCGAGCAGAAGAGAAGGGAUGCCAUAAAGAAGGGCUACGACUCCCUCCAGGAGCUAGUGCCCACCUGCCAGCAGACAGAUGCUUCUGGAUACAAACCCAGUAAAGCUGCUGUUCUUCAAAAAUCAAUAGACUACAUACAAUACCUGCUGCAGCAGAGACGUCGACAGGAGGACGAGCGGAAUGCGCUCCGGAAGGACGUGGUAGCGCUACGCAUCAUGCAAGCCAACUAUGAGCAGAUUGUGAAGGCGCAGCACUCUGUGCCUGGGCAUAAUGAGCAACGGCUCACUGACCAGGAUAAGUUUCAAGUUUUUCAGGGUAUAAUGGACAAGCUGUACGAGUCAUUCGAGUCGGUGCCGACGAACAACUUCGCGGAGUUCUCGGCGGGCGUGUUUAACUGGCUGGAGGAGUACUGCAAACCGCAGUCUCUGCGGACCAUGGUGCAUGGUGUGCUGCGCGAGCAAAGCUACACACCAUAGAUGGAUGGUGUUAAGCAAAAAUGUGUCAACCCAUAUUAAUUUUUCAAUAAAAUGUCAACAUUAAGCGUCUGUUUUUUGAGUUGACAUCUUAUUGCAUUAAUUAAAUUAAUGUGGGAUGACACAUUUUUGCUAAACACCAUCCAGAUAGUUAAAGAUGUAGUGCAAAUUUGUGUGCGUAUUUUCUCGGAAACGUUCGAAUAUAACCUCUAACCGCCCAUACGUCAAACCUUAAUUAUAACCAAAAUAUUGCUUUGCUAAUCCACGAAAAGAUCCUCAGAUCACCCGAGGCAGAGGCAGACCAAAAAUGAGAUGGCGAAACGACCUAGACUCAUUUUGUGGCGACUGGCGGGAGCAUGCACAAAGCCGUGACGAGUGGCGAAAGACAGGGGAGGCCUUUGCCCAGCAGUGGGACACAAUAUAGGCUAGAAAAAAAAAAUCCGCGAAAAGAUAACGUGCUAGUCAAUCAGCGAUAACCCGUUAUACUUACUUGCGUAUUUUUACAUGCAAUUAAUAUUAACACCCACCCACACUCCACAGCGGUGCGGUGGGUUGGGAAUAUUUUAGUUUUAAUUAAUAUGGAUUUCCGCAAAGUAACGCCUGAUUCUAUUCACUAUUUGUCAAACCUUGCCAACCAAAAUGAAAUUUUAUUUUGUCAACACAAAGUUCAAAUUAGAACGAAACAGGCGACCUUUUUAUAGGUCUCUGGGCGGCUAGAGGUUAAAUUAAAUAAAUAAAUAUUAGGGAAUAUCUUACACAGAAUCCACCUAACCCCAAACUAAGCAAAGCUUGUACUAUGGGUGCUAGGCGACGAUAUACAUAUUUAUAUAGAUAAAUACAUAUAUACAUAGAUUACAACCAUGACUCGGGAACAAAUAUCUGUGUUAUCACUCAAAUAAAUGAUCUUUCCGGGAUUCGAACCCAGGACCAUCGGCUUCGCAGGCAGGGUCACUACCCACUAGGCCAGACCGGUCGUCAUUCUACUCCAAUCGACCUCAGUACUUUUUGUACCGAGACACUGAAAUAGCAAGACACGUUCGUACGUUUCCGUGAAAAUACGAAGGAAAAUAAUUAUGCACUAUAUAUGUAGCGUGUUCACUCGUCAAGCGUCCUGUCUCACAGACUACACAGACAAUAUCGUCGGGUGACAAGCAAAAGUCACUAAGUACUAUCAAAAAAUUAAAGUAACAAUGCACUUUAUUACACUUGUAACACGGUUCAUUGUCCAAUAAUUUUAAUGGUGUUAGUGACUUUUGCUUGUCUCCCGACGAUAUGCAGCGUUUCUAAAGAUCACGAGAUCACCACAAAUAAUUAUUGCAAUUUUACUUGUAAAAUACGAUUAGAGCAACACAACUGAGUUGUAUUCCACACCAUUUUACAACUACAUCAGCUCAUGUGCAACCCUAAAGCUCUGGUUUCCUAGGAUGCGGUGCCGUCAUAUAGCGGCCGUCUCCAUACAAAAUACUACGACAUCCAUAUUUAGCCGUAUUAUUUUGUAUGGAGACGGCCGCUAUAUGACGGCACCGCUAUCCUAGAAAAACCGAGCUUAACCUCCUGACGACCCGCGUCCUACACAUAGAGAAUAUUUGCAAAAUUUGCCUUCAUUGACAUUCAAUCGUAUAUUAUCAUCUUAUUUGUGUUGUGAAUUAUAGGAAAAUAUUAUUGAAAAAUAUAAUAUAUUUAUACCUACCUAGUACCUACUAAUACAGAAUGAAUUGUAUACUUAGAUAUUGGUUUUAAAUAUUAUUAUUUUUUAGACAUAAGUAUAAUUUUCAUUAUUGUGAUAUAUUUUCUUACUUCCUUUAUUUUUUGUUAGUGAUUUUGUCAUGUGAAACUUUAUUGGAGUCUCCAUCAAUAGUAGGUAGCAUAUGAAUCAGCGCGCCAAAAAGUAUCUGCUAUCUGCGAAUUUAGACAGUUUGCGUUCAAAAGUAUCAAAGCAAUCGAUUAAUAAUUCUGUAUACUUAAAGAGUCGAUAUCUUUUUUGUGAAGCUGGUUAGAUACUUUUGACGCAUAGUCUGAUACGCUACUUUUGAUGCUGACUGUAUAUUAUAACUACGUUCGAACAAUGUGUUCUGACAUAAGUCAUACUUUUAAUAUUAAGUUGUGUUAAGCUCUGGUUUCCUAGGAUAGUGGUGCCGUCAUAUAGCGGCCGUCUCCAUACAAAAUACUACUUAUCUUUAUUUGGCCGCAUUAUUUUGUAUGGAAACGGCCGCUAUAUAACGGCACCGUUGUCCUAGUAAGGAAAUCAGAGCUUUAGGGACAAAAUAUACAGGAAAACAAAGGCAUGCAUUUUAAAAAUAAAAGUAUAUUCACAAUUUUUUAACGGAUUGGUUACCUUACUUUACUUACCAAUUAUUUAUUUAAAAAAAACAGAAAUUUUACAAUAUCAGUACCAUAUUUACCUACUGACGACAAUAUUUAGUGCCUUAAGUAUACCUAGUUUGCAUUAUUAUAUCGAUGUUAUAUGAAAAUACACAUUAUGUUGAUGAUA